Messenger RNA from Sorex araneus (European shrew), 1755 nucleotides. RefSeq names its product solute carrier family 13 member 2 (gene SLC13A2). The record is from RefSeq and is a predicted model, not a curated record. Gene Ontology annotation, biological process: monoatomic anion transmembrane transport. Bases 1 to 1755 code for a protein of 584 amino acids. Gene Ontology annotation, molecular function: transmembrane transporter activity. Lineage: Eukaryota; Metazoa; Chordata; Mammalia; Eulipotyphla; Soricidae. Gene Ontology annotation, cellular component: membrane. The transcript has 12 exons.
AUGGCCACCUGCUGGCAGGGCCUGAAGGCCUAUCGCUCCACUUUGAUCGUGCUCUUGCUGCCCAUUCUCCUGCUGCCCCUACCCAUCCUUGUCCCCACCAAGGAAGCCUACUGCGGCUACAGCAUCAUCAUCAUGGCGCUCUUCUGGUGCACUGAGGCACUGCCCCUGGCCGUCACUGCCUUCUUCCCUCUGGUCCUGUUCCCUCUGAUGGGGAUCAUGGAUGCUUCUGAGGUCUGCAUCGAGUACCUGAAGGACACCAACAUCCUCUUCAUCGGGGGGCUGCUCGUGGCCAUCGCCGUGGAGCACUGGAACCUGCACAAGCGCAUCGCCCUCAACGUGCUCCUCCUCAUCGGGGUGCGGCCGGCCCUGCUCAUGCUGGGCUUCAUGCUGGUCACGGCCUUCCUGUCCAUGUGGAUCAGCAACACGGCCACCACGGCCAUGAUGGUGCCCAUCGCCCACGCGGUGCUGGAGCAGCUGCACCGGGCACCCUCAGACGUGGAGGGGGGCAGCAGCAACCCCACCUUCGAGCUCCAGGAGUCUGAGCCCCAGAAGGAAGGGUCCCAGCUAGAUAACGGGCCGGCGCCCCCCGGCCCGCAGGCGCCCCCGCAGCUCUCGAAGGAGAAGCAGCAGGAGCAGCGCCGCUUCAGCCAGGGCAUGAGCCUGUGCGUGUGCUACUCCGCCAGCAUCGGGGGCAUCGCCACGCUGACGGGCACCACCCCCAACCUGGUGCUGCAAGGCCAGAUCGACUCCCUCUUCCCCGAAAACGGCAACGUGGUCAACUUUGCCUCCUGGUUCGGCUUCGCCUUCCCCACCAUGCUCAUCUUGCUCCUGCUGUCCUGGGUGUGGCUGCAGAUCGUCUUCCUGGGCUUCAACUUCCGGAAGAACUUUGGCUUAGACGGAGAGGCGCGGCGGCAGGAGAAGGCCGCCUACCGCGUCAUCCAGACCGAGAGCAAGCAGCUGGGCUCCAUGACGUUUGCCGAGGGGGCAGUCACGUUCCUCUUCAUCCUUCUGGUGGUGCUCUGGUUCACCCGUGAGCCAGGCUUUUUCCCUGGCUGGGGCGACGUGGCUUUUUCCAAUAGCAAAGGGAACAGCAUGGUGUCUGAUGGGACAGUGGCCAUCUUCAUCAGCAUAAUUCUGUUCAUCGUGCCCUCCCAGAUCCCAGGGCUCACUCAGGACCCAGCAAAUCCGAGGAAGCUGAGGGCCCCUCCGGCCCUCCUCAACUGGAAGACGGUGAAUGAGAAGAUGCCCUGGAAUAUCGUCUUCCUGCUGGGAGGUGGUUUCGCCUUGGCCAAGGGCAGUGAGAAAUCGGGCCUGUCCAAGUGGCUGGGGAACAAGCUGACCCCGCUGCAGAGCAUUCCACAUCCCGCCAUCGCCUUUAUCCUCUGCCUCCUGGUUGCCACCUUCACCGAGUGCACCAGCAACGUGGCCACCACCACACUCUUCCUGCCCAUCCUGGCCUCCAUGGCUCAGGCCAUCUGCCUCCACCCGCUCUACGUCAUGCUCCCCUGCACACUGGCCGCCUCCUUGGCCUUCAUGCUGCCCGUGGCCACCCCGCCCAAUGCCAUCGUCUUCUCAUUCGGGGGCCUCAAAGUGUCCGACAUGGCCCGGACAGGGUUCCUGCUCAAUAUCCUCGGGGUGCUGGUCAUUACGCUGGGCAUCAACAGCUGGAGCUACCCCAUCUUCAAGUUGUACACCUUCCCGGACUGGGCACACUCCAACACCACCAACUGCAUGGUCAACAACACCAUGCCCUAG